AUGAAAGGUGGAAUUUUAGAAGUUUUUCUUGAGGGUGCAAAAGGCAUUAGACGCACCAAUCUCAUUGGUAAACCAAAGUACUAUGUGAUCAUAGAAUGUGGAAUUCAACAUCAGAAAAGCAAAUCAGCGAAGGGGGAGCAUCAAAAUCACAAAGUAACUUGGAAUGAGAAGUUCAUAUUUGAAUUGUCAAUGUCUGAAUGCCACAAGUUGACACAUCUGAGGUUAAGAAUCAUGGAUAAAGAGUUAUUUGCAAAUGACACCGGAUUUGUUGGCGAAGCUUGGGUGUAUCUUGAAGACAUACUCAUGGAAGGAAAUGAGAAAGGACUCAUAGAAUUGACACCAAAACCAUACAACGUGGUCCUUGAUGAUGAAACUUACAAAGGAGAGAUCAGAAUUGGGCUUAAGUUUAUUCCAAAUACAUUCAUCAGAGCAGAAGGGAGGGGAGUCGUUACAUUGAAAACAGAUCACGAGGAGACGAUAUGGAAGAAGUUAGUGAAUUUCUGCAAAAUGACAUGGCGGAAACUUUCUUCUUACGGUAGGAAACUAAAUGCUAACGAUUAUAAGCGUAUUUAGAUCUACUUCCUUAAUUUGGAUAAUUUCUAUCUUCAUACAAUCGAGUAUUAGAGAUAAUGUCUUUUUGGAUAUGAUCCA
This is a messenger RNA of Erigeron canadensis, 651 nucleotides long. RefSeq names its product elicitor-responsive protein 3. The transcript has 4 exons. NCBI's taxonomy places the organism in Eukaryota, Viridiplantae, Streptophyta, Magnoliopsida, Asterales, Asteraceae. The coding region runs from base 1 to 573 and encodes 190 amino acids. The record is from RefSeq and is a predicted model, not a curated record.